Molecule: messenger RNA, 3626 nt
Organism: Alosa alosa (allis shad)
Lineage: Eukaryota; Metazoa; Chordata; Actinopteri; Clupeiformes; Clupeidae
Gene: fads6
Product: fatty acid desaturase 6
Exons: 6
Coding region: 1228-2397 (389 amino acids)
Biological process (GO): lipid metabolic process
Cellular component (GO): membrane
Molecular function (GO): oxidoreductase activity, acting on paired donors, with oxidation of a pair of donors resulting in the reduction of molecular oxygen to two molecules of water
Source: RefSeq, a predicted model, not a curated record
UGUGUGAGUGUGAGAGAGAGAAAGAGAGAGAGAGAAAUGUUCAUGAGUUCAUCCCACGUUCAACAGAAUGGCACCGGUCCAGAGCAUUCUCUCUCUCUCCUCCUUCCGUACUCCCGUGUACUUUCUUGUCUCAUUUUUCAUAUUUAUCGCUGUAAGAACUGUGUUUACAUGAGCAUUGAAGAAUUUGUCACUGCCAAUUGCAUCUCUCUGUUUUUGUCCCCCUGCCCCCCCUCACAUACUCUCUCUUUCUCUCUCUCUCAUAUACUCUCUCUUUCUCUCUCUCUCUCUCACAUACACUCUCUCUCUCUUUCUGUCACAUCUUAUCGUUCUCAAUGUCUAGGUCACCCCACUGCAUACACAUUGAUCAAGACUAAAGUACAGAAGGUGUGUGUUUGUGUGUGCUUCUGUGACCCAGUUAAUCCCCCCUCUCUCCUCACCCCUUUCCCAGGACCUCAGCCAGGGAGGCGAGAGAGAGCCGUGAAAGAGAGAGAGAGAGAGAAGAGGGAGAAGGGGAGGCAAAAAUGGGAGGAGCGAGGGAUAGAGAGGGAGGGAGAAAGGCAGAGGGAGAGGGAGGAGGGGCAGAGCAUUAAGAAUGCAUGUUGAGUUACACUGCAGACAGAACAAGGGAGACAGAGCAGAAGAGAGAAAGGAGAGAGAGAGGGGAGAGAGAGAGAGAGAGAAGAGGGGAGCAUACUAGACGGCUCUCUAGCUGCAGCAACUGCACCGUGGAGGAAUUGGCAUCUUGCUCUCUGUGCGUGUGAGUGUUUGUUCUUGUGUAUGUGUGUGUGUGUUUGAGUGUCUAUUUGGGUGUGUCUGGCGUGAGAUUUGAGACACCACCUGGCCCAGCGCUGGCUGUCUGCACAGCGGUCACCUCUGCCAAGCGCAUCACCGUGGGAACGGCGGGAGGGGGAAGACCAACAGAGGCACAAACAGAGGGAAGGAGGGAGGGAGGGAGCGAAUGAGUGAAACGAGUCAGCGUAGAGGAGAGAAAGACACUGAGAAAGUGGUGGAGGAGUAGAAGAGGAGGAGGAGAACAGAGGGUUGAGUUUUGUCUGGACUGACUCUCUUGUCUGCCGGCACGUUUGUCUGUGUGUGUGUACUAUGACCCACCACUAGCGCUGCUACAACUAUCGCCCUUGAGUCCACUUGCGUCCUUCCUCUCCUCUCCGUCCCUGCAUCCCUAUCCUCCACAUCGUCUUCCGCGUCCGUCCUCGCCCGGCGCUGGACAUGCAGACCGUUCCAGAGAAGUGGCGGGACACCCCGUCGGACCGAGUGGACGAGAAGGGGGCACCGGCGCCCUGGGAGGGACAGACGCUCUUCCAGAGAAACGGCACCGGAGCUCCUGCGAAGGGUGCGUCGGACGCCGCGUCCCCGGAGGAGGUGAGCGGGAAGGGGGCCGAGGCGGAGAGGGAGUCCCUGAUGAUGGAGCUGACCAGGCUGGUGCAGAGGACUGUGAAGGAGAGCAGCUGGUGGGAGAGGAGAGGCAUCGACUGUGCCAUCCUGGCCGCAGCGUUCCUGACCCUGCCCGUAGCCUUCUACCUCCUCAGCUCUUCUCAGGUGCUGCUGUUCGCUCUGGGGAUGCUGGUCAUGGGUGUCGCCCAUGGCAUCAUCACCAUCAAAGGGACCCACCUGGCCAGUCAUGGGUCACUUAGCGAGUCUCAAGCCUGGGGCGAGUUCUGGGCCGUCUUCUUCAUCGAGGUGUGCGGCUCAUUCACGGCCCGAACAGGUGUCCAGGCUCACAUUAAGAUGCAUCACGCGCACACCAACGUCAUCGGCCUGGGCGACUCCAGCACCUGGAAGGCACCCUUCCUCCCGCGGAGCAUCUACCUGUUCAUUGCCCCCCUGGCCAUGCCCAUCAUGACACCACUGGUGGCCUUAGGUCAGCUGAAAGACCACUCCCUGGCCCUGGCCUUGCGGACGGUGCUCAUGGUGGCCCUGGGCGUGUACUCUCAGUACUGGCUACUGCUGCAUGUGUCCGGUUUCCAGUCCCCGGCCAGCGCACUGCUCUGCAUGCUGGUGUGCAGGGCCAUGUUCUCCAUGCCCUACAUCCACGUCAAUAUCUUUCAGCACAUCGGGCUGCCCAUGUUCUCUCCGACGCGGCGGCCCAAGCGCAUCUACCAGAUGACCCACGGAGUGCUGAACCUCCCACGGAACCCACUGCUGGACUGGAUCUUUGGUCACUCCCUCAUCAACUGCCACGUGGAGCACCACCUCUUCCCCUUCCUCUCCGACAACAUGUGCCUAAAGGUGAAGCCCAUUGUCUCCAAGUACUUGAAAGAGAGGGAGCUGCCGUACCAGGAGGAUAGUUACGUCUCCCGUCUGCGCCUGUUCUUCCACCGGUACCAGGAGUUCAUGGUGUACGCGCCUCCCAUCACCGAGCUCGUCGGGGUGCAGUGACGGACUCCUGACGGGGAAUAGAGGAGGAGGAGGAGGAGGAGGAGGGAGGGAAGAAGAAGAAGAAGAAGAGGAAAGAAGAAGAGAGAGACUCUGUUUAUUCUGAAGCACAAUAACAAAUGCACACAGAGUGAGAAUGAAAGAGAGAGAGAGAGAGAGAGAGAGAGAGAGAAAAUGUCUCCCUCUCAUGGAAGGACCGGAGGUUACUAACACCAUUGGCCAGCUACAUUGCGUGUAAUUUAAUUAUCAAACAUAACAUUUCUGUUAAUCCCAUCGUGUAUUCACACAUACAUCCUUUAGCUCAGUGUUUCUCAAAGGGUGGUCCGGGGACCACUGGUGGUCCGCAAACUAUCCCAAGUGGUCCGCGAGCAGACGUGGUAAAAUAUAAUAUAGAUCAGCUCUUUGCAAUAUUGAACAAACUUGUAUGUAAAUCCAAACAGUUCUGCAACACUGCCUAUGUAAGCUACACCAGUUAAAUCAUAUGAUUCCUCUGACACAAUAAGCAAGGUGCAAAGACAAUAAGCAAGGUGGUUCAGUGAGUAUACCUAUUGUGCAAUAUACUGUUGGAGUAGGUCUAGUGUUUUUUUUUUUUAGCUAGGUGGUCUGUGAUUUUUUUUUUAUUAUUAGUUUAGUGGUCAAAAAAAGUUUGAGAAACACUGCUUUAGUUGACCCAACAAACUGCACUUACAAAGCAGUGCACGUCAUACAGACAUUCAGGAGGAGGUUCAUAUAUCACAUAAUCAAGAUGAUUCUAUGCAAGAAAUAUGUAUGUUGAUAAUUCAAGGCAAUCAUAGUUCGUAGACAGCACAUAAUAGCUAUAUAAUGAGUAAAAUGGCCAUGGCAGUUGCUGUUGUGAAAGAUAUAUUGUGCUAGCCAACAAAAAGCCUGUGGAAUCCAUCUUACUUACAAAACUUACCCAUUUUUUUAUGCGUAAGUUUUGUAAAUAAGAUGGAUUCCAUAUAUGGAUGGAUUUUAUAGCACUUCUGUAGUUUAAUGACUAGGGAACAACUGUUACAUUAUAUUUUUAAUGGAAUUGCCAGUACACAGAAAUUACAUACACAUACUUUAUUUACACCAAUGUAGGUUAAUCCAUAGCAGCUUUGCACCAAACCAAAGUCCUUUUAAGCAAGUCCCUCCACUCGGCGGCCAUAUUGCAACGCAGUCGUAGGGCAUCCAUUUCGACAGAAAUGUGCGUGCGCAAGGCUUCACGACACCAAUCUUGCUCCAGUGGC